AGUCAUUAAUGUCAAAAAGUCACUGACUAGACUGCAUCAAAUACAUAAACAUUUAACAUUCUUGGAUAAUUUGUUUUUCUCCACGUUUAAGUUGAAAAGUGUGUGUGUUAUAUUUUUUGGCUGAAUGAUAGAUAACUAUGGCACCAGGUAAAAAGAAUGCUACACGUGGCAAACGUUCAAACCAUCACGUGCCAAAAAACUAUGCAGAAAGGAUGCAAGAUUUAAGUGUUCAAUCAUCAGAAGAAAGUGACACAACAAACAGUUCGGACGAUGAAGGUGCUGAAGCGGAGUUUUCUGUGAGCAUGUGGGAUUUAAAUCACUGUGAUCCGAAAAAAUGUUCCGGUCGCAAGUUACUGCGGCAUAACCUGAUAAAAAAUUUAAAAUUGGGCCAGAGGUUUCAAGGACUGGUACUCUCUCCUGUUGGUACCCAAUGUGUAAGUCCAAAUGACAAGGAUAUUAUUGAAAAGUUUGGUUUGGCAGUGAUAGAUUGCUCAUGGGCGAAAAUCGAUGAAACACCAUUCAGUCGUAUGAAAUCCCCACACCCGCGAUUACUGCCGUUUUUAGUUGCAGCGAAUCCAAUUAAUUACGGGAAGCCGUAUCAAUUGAGCUGUGUGGAAGCAUUGGCUGCAGCUAUGUUUAUUACUGGUCAUAAAAGGGAAGCAAAGUUUUAUUUGUCAAAAUUCUCAUGGGGCCACUCAUUUUUGGAAUUGAAUUCAGAAGCACUGGAUGCUUACGCUUUAUGUACUGAUAGUAAAAGUGUGCUCGAAGCGCAGACUAAGUAUUUACAAGACGUGGAAAAUGAAAAGGAUACAAGGUCAAUGUGGCCCUCAAGUAGUUCAGAUUCAGGAACAGAUAAUGAGACUAACAAGUUAUGAGUUAAGCAUAUUGGGGUAUACUGAUUUAUUGUUUAUUUAAAGUAUACUAAAGCCUAUAUGGUCAACUGAUUAUCAACUCCAUAUUGAUGCAUACAUUGAGUGAUGGAAGAAAACAUAAUAUUAUGGCUGUUAUGUAAACUCGAUAUUGAAUCUUGUUAAUAAAUACUUUGUAGUAUUGUUAUAUGAAAACCAAUUUUAUAAAAUUAUGAGGACAGUGAUUGACAGCUUUUAUUUGUAAUAAAAAUCUAUAAAUAUAUAUUUUAAA
This is a messenger RNA of Zerene cesonia (dogface butterfly), 1140 nucleotides long. Its product is annotated as 18S rRNA aminocarboxypropyltransferase. The transcript has a single exon. Gene Ontology annotation, biological process: maturation of SSU-rRNA. Gene Ontology annotation, molecular function: rRNA small subunit aminocarboxypropyltransferase activity. The record is from RefSeq and is a predicted model, not a curated record. Lineage: Eukaryota; Metazoa; Arthropoda; Insecta; Lepidoptera; Pieridae. Bases 138 to 875 code for a protein of 245 amino acids.